Messenger RNA from Hydra vulgaris (swiftwater hydra), 1112 nucleotides. RefSeq names its product 40-kDa huntingtin-associated protein. The record is from RefSeq and is a predicted model, not a curated record. NCBI's taxonomy places the organism in Eukaryota, Metazoa, Cnidaria, Hydrozoa, Anthoathecata, Hydridae. Gene Ontology annotation, cellular component: early endosome. Gene Ontology annotation, molecular function: protein binding. Gene Ontology annotation, biological process: vesicle cytoskeletal trafficking.
AUCUAUGGCACCUCCUUUUGGUGCAUGCUAAAGAUCGUUAACCAUUAUAUAUUGUUUACCAAAUUUAAGUUACAAAAAAAUUAAUGUAAUUAUUUUGAUCAAGAUAUAAAAUGAUUAAAAAAUGUAUAGAAAUAUAGUAAUUAUAAGAAUUUAAAAAUGGAUCGGGAACUAGAUGUAUUCAAAAAUUAUCGCAAUAUUAACAAUAAUAUUAAAAAGAGAUUUUUGAAAAAACCAAAUUUCCUGGAGGCAAUUGAGCAGUUUGGUACUCUUUCAAGAUUUUUAAAACAACAAGAAUGUCCUCAGUAUGCAGGUUUUUGUUGUCUUGCAAAGGCUCGAUGUGAAAAUACAUUAAAUAAUCUUGUUGCCGAAGCAGAAACAUUACUUGAAGCAGCUAGGCUUUUCUUUGAAGCUGAGCUGACAAAUGUAAAAAUGAAAUGCCCAUCAUUAGAGGAACACCUUUCUGAAGCUAUUUUAUGUUAUAACCAAGCAAUUAAAGUUUAUAUUAAAGAAGGUAAUCUUUCCUUGGGUGCUUCUGUAUCGUACGAAGUUGCUAACAAUCUUGUUAGUAUUGGAAAGUUAGAUGAAGCUUACAAUCAUUUUAUUCAAGCGGCUGAAAUUCAAAAGCAAUUUAGUAUAGUAGAUUAUUUAUGCACUAUGCAGGAUGCUUCUUCUUGUAAACUUAUUAAAGAAAAUUAUCCAGUAGCUCUGCGACAUCUUAGUCAGAUUGCUAUAACUAUUGAGAGUAUGGUAACUAGUAACAAAGAUUUCUUAACUUAUAGCUUAUUACAAAUAUUGCAACAUGUCGAAAUAACCCGAGUUUUAGCUUUGUUGUUAUUGAAGUCAUCGCCAAUGGAUUUGAAUGAUGAACAUUUAAAGAUACUAGAAAAAUACACUUGGGAAAAUCGAGAUAAUGAUCCUAUUUUACCAGAUAAUUUGUUUUUGUUAAUACAAUCUGUAGUUAUGGCAACCCAAGCCGUUGACGGAGAGACUUUGUUAGAAAUGGAAGAACAGCUGUUCGAGUUCUUAGACAUAGUUCAGAUGGAAUUAUUGCAUCGUAUUGUUGUUGAUGUUAAUAAAUGAUUUAUUUUUAAUUCAUCCUUAUAAAAUUAUUA